AUGUAUGAGGGAUUAAUCAACGAUGCACUUUCAACAAAAGUAAACGGACGACAGACGCGUGCGGCAUUGAUGGGUGAUGAAGUGAUGGAGGAAGACAACGAAUAUAUUGAUGUUGAGGAUGGUCUGCAAGUUUUACUGAAAGGUCGCAAUAUGCCAAAAAAGUUCAGAUUACUACUGUUUGACCUUUUGUCCCUUCAAAAACCAAUUGGUUUUGGUCACUGGAAGUGA
Molecule: messenger RNA, 228 nt
Organism: Gongylonema pulchrum
Lineage: Eukaryota; Metazoa; Nematoda; Chromadorea; Rhabditida; Gongylonematidae
Source: the annotation of a GenBank genome assembly